Molecule: messenger RNA, 315 nt
Organism: Paramecium primaurelia
Lineage: Eukaryota; Ciliophora; Oligohymenophorea; Peniculida; Parameciidae
Source: the annotation of a GenBank genome assembly
AAUUUGCUUUAUGUAUGGGAAAUAUUCUUUAAUUAUGUAGCUCCUCUAAUGAAGAAUAGUUUCAUUUUGGAAAUAAAGAAAUGAAAAUAAGUUUACAAACCUUAAUUCAACUGAUUCUUAAAUUGGCUAAGAAUACUUCUUAUGAAGCUAUUGAUAAAAUAUAGCAAGCCUUUGAAUUCAGACUAUGAUGUAGACUAUUCAUGAAUAGAUGGCUAAAUUUGUUAAGGAAAAAGCUGAAGUAUUCGAGCUAAAAUUGACGUAGUUUUUUUUUUGAAUAGGAGAAGGUGAGACUCAAGGAGUCUUUGAUUGUAUAUA